Messenger RNA from Nicotiana tabacum (common tobacco), 1200 nucleotides. The record is from RefSeq and is a predicted model, not a curated record. Lineage: Eukaryota; Viridiplantae; Streptophyta; Magnoliopsida; Solanales; Solanaceae.
AUGCAAGGUCUCAAAAUCAAGAUUACCAAAACUGCAGAGUUAGAACAGCCAACAUCAGCUCAAAUAGUUGCUUCUAUUGAUGAUCUCUUGCUUGAAAUUUUAUUACGCCUACCUAUAACAUCACUUCUUUGCUUCAAAACAGUAUCCAAACAUUGGCUUUCUCUCAUUACUAAUCCAAAAUUUUCUGUCCUCUGUCACCCAAAUCCAAAUCCUGCUUUAGGCCUUUUCUUGCCCUCUACUUCUGUUUUAAAACCCAAGUUUGAUUAUGUCCAUUUUGAUAGCCAAAAUCCAACAAAUCCACCAUUUAAGAAACUCAAAUUUACUAAGGACCCUUUUGGCAUUACUAUUCUCCAAUCAUGCAAUGGACUAUUACUUUGUUGCAGCAACCGAAUUCGUCAGCCUAUAAAUUACUAUGUUUACAAUCCCACUACAAAGCAUUACACAACACUUCCAAAAUCACUUCUUGGAACUGAAAAUUCCAAGAUUCAUGGUUUAAGCUUAGCUUUUGACCCUGCCAAGUCUCCUCACUAUAGAGUAAUUUGCAUUCGCGAUUCAGAGUUAUCUCCUCAGCAUUAUCAGAUUGAAAUUUACUCAUCUGAAACAGGUCCUUGGAGAUUAUCAGGCGGUCCAUUUAUCGCUGAUGUUAAUUUUAGUACAGGGGUUUAUUGGAAUGGAUCAAUUCACUGGAUUAGUACUAAUGGAAACUCGAAUUCUUUAUGUUACAAUAUUGAUCUUGAGAGCUUAGGCGUAAUGCCAAUGCCACAUGUGCCCGAUAACAACAUAUCAUUAACCACUACCUAUUUCGGGGAAUCUUGUGAUCAUUUGCACCUUAUACAAAUUUCUAAUCCACAAAUCCAGUUUGAUGUAUAUGAGAUGAAACGAGACUAUUCGGACUGGUUUGUUAAGUACAAGGUUGAUCUUCAACCUUUUGCUACUGCCUUUCCUAAGAUGACUAAUACAUACCUUGAUCCUUUUGAAAUUGAUUAUUAUAACUUCGUGAUAUUAUCUCUGGUUCGAGGUAGACGAGAAGAGGAUGCAUUUAUGGUACUGGCAAUUCCUGGUGAUUGUAAGGCGAUAAGGUACAAUCUUGUAAGCAAGACUUUUCAGAAGCUAUGUGAUGAUGAGGUUGGAGAUGAACAAGUUUGUUUUCUUAGUGCAGCUGCUGCUUUUGAGUAUAUUCAGUCUUUAUGUUGUGUUUGA